AGCCACUCUGAAGAACAGCACAGCUGAGUCUGGAUCUGAACGUGGUCUCCAUCAGCACCAGUGCUUCUGCUCAGGCCAGGACUGAAGGAAACAGAAGUGCAUAGAGUUCAGGAAAGACUGUUGGAGGAGAGAUACGCUUCAGACUGUAGAUAAGUCACUGAACUGAAAAGCAGGUGAAACGUAGAGUGAACAGAAGUGUUGCACGUGAAAUUCAGAAGGGCAGAAGCAACUUGACUACAUCUCAGACAAUGGCACCACGUCCAAAGCAUGAGCAUGAAUCUGACGAAAAACAACCAGAAACACUUGACGGUGCCAGAAAGAAGUCUCUGUCUAUGGCUCCGGCUGUUUCUACAGCGGCUCUGAUUGAGGAUGAUCCCUGGGAAAUGAUGGAGCUGCAGGACACCGGGGUGAAAUGGGCAGAUCUGGACACUAAAAAGAAGGUCCUGAGAGUUUUUACUACAGCAGCAAAACUGAUCAUGCUGCUUGGUUUGCUCUACAUGUUUGUUUGCUCUCUGGACGUCCUAAGCUCAGCUUUCCAGCUUGUUGGAGGAAAAGCAGCAGGGGACAUUUUCCAGGAAAAUAAGGUGCUCUCAAAUCCUUUGGCAGGCCUGGUAAUCGGGAUGCUGGUCACUCUGCUAGUCCAGAGCUCCAGCACAUCCUCAUCUAUUGUGGUCAGCAUGGUCUCUUCUGGAAUGCUGGAGGUCGCAACUGCUGUUCCCAUCAUUAUGGGCACAAACAUCGGCACAUCCGUCACCAACACUCUUGUAGCCAUUACACAAGUUGGGGACAGGAACAAGUUCCGUAGGGCAUUUGCAGGAGCCACUGUGCAUGAUUUCUUUAACUGGCUCUCAGUCCUGGUGCUGCUGCCUCUGGAAGUGGCCUCGGGUUACCUGGUCAAGGUUACGAGCCUCAUCGUGAAAUCGUUUAACAUAGAGAGUGGAGAAAAUGCACCAGCUCUCCUAAAUGUUAUCACCGAUCCGCUCACCCACUCAAUCAUUCAGCUGGACGAGACUGUGAUAAGCGGCAUUGCGGUUGGCGAUCCCGAAGCCAGAAAUAAAUCUCUUAUCAAGGUCUGGUGCCACACAGCCUCAAACACGACUCUCCAGAAUGUGACCACAACAAACUGCACUGAUCUUUGUUGGGAAUUGAAGAAUGUUACAGAAAUUAUAAAUAUUAAAAAAUGCAGUCACAUUUUCGUGAACACGAGCCUUUCGGACCUGGCGGUGGGUCUGAUUCUGCUGGCGGGUUCUCUGCUCAUUCUGUGCACUUGCCUCAUUUGUAUUGUGAAGCUGCUGAAUUCGAUGCUCAAGGGACAGGUUGCUGUUGUGAUCAAGAAGAUAGUGAACACAGAUUUCCCUUUUCCAUUUGCUUGGCUGACUGGAUAUAUUGCAAUUCUGGUUGGUGCGGGAAUGACUUUUAUUGUCCAGAGCAGUUCCGUCUUCACAUCGGCUAUAACUCCUCUUGUUGGUAUAGGUGUUAUAAGUAUUGAAAGGGCAUAUCCUCUAUCCCUGGGAUCCAAUAUUGGAACAACUACUACUGCAAUAUUAGCCGCCAUGGCUAGUCCUGGUGAAACACUGGGAAACUCAUUACAGAUUGCAUUGGUUCACCUCUUCUUCAACUUAUCCGGGAUAUUGUUGUGGUACCCAAUCCCCAUCACACGAAUCCCCAUCCGACUGGCAAAGGGUCUUGGUGAAACAACAGCCCAGUACCGUUGGUUUGCAGCCUUUUACAUCAUCGUUUGCUUCUUCGGUUUGCCUCUACUGGUCUUUGGUCUCUCUAUGGCCGGCUGGAAGGUACUCGUGGGAGUUCUUGUCCCCAUAGCAGUUAUUCUGAUCUUCGCCAUCAUUGUCAACAUUCUGCAGAAGCACAAACCUCAAUGGCUUCCUUCUGCUCUCCGGUCUUGGGAUUUCCUUCCUCUAUGGGCUCACUCUCUUGAUCCAUGGGACAGAGUAGUCACUGUCAUUGCCGCCCGCUGUUGCUGUUGCUGCAAGUGCUGCAAUUCUAAAGAAGAAGAUGAGAAGGCGAAACUUGAAAAUUUGGCUAAUGGAAUCGAGAUAAAUGAUAAUACGAUGACGACUGUUGAAAUCAUAGAGCCCAAGAAAACAGUGGACAGUUGCGAAAUCCUGAAGGCAACAUCUUUAUAGACUCAAACAAAGCAUUAUAGGUUAUUAUUAAACAUAUCUAAAUCAAACUGGCUUUGAUUUUUGGUACCCAGAGUUGACAGUAUGCAAUAUCAGUGGACUUUAAAUAGUUUUUGUCACUCUGUAUUUCUUAAAUUAAUUUUUUUUUAUACAGCAAUGCUAUUUUUAUAGGACAUUGUAAAUGUUGCAAUAUAUUUAAAUAUACAAUCUUAUGUUACACACUGUGAGAUCUGGUGAUUGUUGUCGUACUUGUUCCAAUGUGAAAAGGAUACUUGUUUAUUUUUAAUACCAUUCGGAGGAUAUAAAAGCCAAAGACAAAUAUAUAUUCAGAUUUAAAUAAGACGUCAACCCUGAUCUGUGCAUUGUUCUUUAUUCAUGAUAAUGUUCUUUUAUUUAUGUCAAAUAUUUUAACAUGUGCCUUUCUAUACUGUAAAAUAUUAUUAUGAUAUUAAACAAUAAUUUCCUGC
Danio rerio (zebrafish) is the source of this 2608-nucleotide messenger RNA. RefSeq names its product solute carrier family 34 member 2a (gene slc34a2a). Gene Ontology annotation, molecular function: sodium:phosphate symporter activity. The record is from RefSeq and is marked provisional. NCBI's taxonomy places the organism in Eukaryota, Metazoa, Chordata, Actinopteri, Cypriniformes, Danionidae. Gene Ontology annotation, biological process: sodium-dependent phosphate transport; sodium ion transmembrane transport. Gene Ontology annotation, cellular component: membrane; apical plasma membrane.